Molecule: messenger RNA, 3796 nt
Organism: Bursaphelenchus okinawaensis
Lineage: Eukaryota; Metazoa; Nematoda; Chromadorea; Rhabditida; Aphelenchoididae
Source: the annotation of a GenBank genome assembly
AUGUGUGUGCGUUCGAAAAUAGCUGCAACAUCAAAAAUGGUAAGUGUGUAAUCAUGCUCUUGAGUUCAGUGACGUAGUAAGGAAGGGGUUACGGUAGUGUUAAGAAAAGUUUGAAAUAGGCCUAAGGAUAAGGCUGGUUAAACAAGGGUAGAUUAUAAGGAAAUGAAAAUCUAGAACAAAUGCUAGAGGCGUGGGCUAUGGCUCUGGGCAAGGGAGUCGGGUUAGAACUUUGGGUCAGAGCUCUGGAUACUGGCCUAAAGCCUUAGGCUAGGAUUUUUGGCUAUGGCUCUCUGGACUAGGGCUUUCUGGUCUAGGGCUCUCUAGGCUAGGACUUUCUAGGCCAAGGCUCUUAGCUAGGGCUCUGGGCUACGGCUAUUGCUAACGAUAAGGCUUGGGAGGAUACACCAAACAUAUUAGUUUGUUCAAAUAAUGUUUUGCCUCUUCUCAAAGUAAAUUUUUGGAGUUAGGGGGCUAGCCAUGAAGAACGGACCGUGCUAGUCUUAAGCAAACUUUAGCCCGGGCCCUACACUCAGACUCGAACCGCCCCAAAAUUCAGCCAGGCUUGUUCCCGUACUCUGUCUCACGUCUAUAAGAUGGCCCUCUGGGCUAGGGCUCUGGGCUAGGGCUUUGAGCUGGAGGUACAUUAAACAUAUUAGUUUGUUCAAGUAAUUCUGUGCUUCCUUUCAAAGAAAAUUUUUGCAUUUAGGGCACAGAAAUAUUUGAAAAACUUAAUUAAAAUUUUUUUUGUAGUUUUAUGUUUAUUUUAGAUGCCAGAAACUCUUGCCGUGCUUGUCGAUUGCGCAUCUGUCUCGAAAAGGGGGCUACAGCCAGUUUGUAAGUCAUUUUAAAAAUUCUUUUUAUUUUGUAAAAAACUUUUUUUUUGAAAAAAUGUUUUUUGGCAGAUCAAGUACUGUUUAUACAUGUACAAUACCUAAUCCUAAACCUAGCAAGUUUAUUUUCAGUAGUUCACAGCGACCGUGCGUGCGACACAGACGCUUUAAGGUUUCGUCGAAAUUCGCGGAAAAACCAGUCUAUUCCCUCGGACCCAACGCCAUUUCUCGUUGUUAAAGUUGAAGCCGCUGAUGAAGAAGAUGAAGCCGGAUCUAGGCAAGGGUACUUUGGCAGCUCUAGAAGUCUUGAACAGUCUUCACGACAUUCUGAAGCCGGAAUUCUUCCAGGAUGUUCUAAAGCUUUACGUUACUUAGGACCUGGCCAAGCUUCAGGGUUUUAUGAAGCGGGCCAAGCUUCACGGUAUUCAGAAGCUGGUCAAGCUUCAAGAUAUUCAGAAUCUACGCAAAUCUCAAGACAUCCUCACCAAAAGUCAAAGCCUUCUCAGCUCUCACGAUACCCACAAAAAUCAGAAUCCGCCCUACGUGAAGAAGCUCAGUACGAAUGUAACAUUAUACUCGCCUCAACCUACCACCUCGGCCAAGACUCAAAAGCACCCUUAGGCUACAAAAAGGUGAUCCCAUGGUUCAAUCGUCAGAAUCCGGCAUCCGUAGUCAAAUACCUCUUCAUGGUUGACCAUUUCGUCGACACCUACUGUGAAAACACCUCACCACUAUUAACGACCAACGUCAAGUUCAGUAUGGACCUCGUAACUGAAGACGCAUUUUUGGCGGGUGCUGGCAAACUCUGUGACCGUACUCUGAUACUGUACGAGCCUCAGUUCUACUGUAAAACCGAGGAUUUUUCAAAGAUUUGGUGUCGUACUUGUUUGCACUACAUCGACUGGGUAUCGCAUUUGCCCGAGCUGGUGGAGAUGGGGGUGGAUGACAGAUUGAAGAUGGUUGUUGGGAGAUGUGUACCUAUGAUGUAUCAUAUGGUGGCUUAUAGGUCAAAAGACUUGAAAAAAAGAUGCAUUCCGUUGAGUAGUGGAACUUAUGUGCCAUUGGAAGAGGAUGAAAUGAAGGAAUAUCAGGAUAAAUAGUAUGUUUUUUUUGAACGUACUAUAUAGUACAAUACUUAAAUUUAAAAAAAUACUUUAAAAUUUAAAAUUUUCAGCAUUUUAAAUUUAAGACAAACCUCAAAUUUUAUUUUUUUGUUACAACGUACUAUAUAUAAUAGUACGAUACUAAAAAAAUUUUCGAAGUUUAAAUUGUGAAAAAAAUGCUGUGGAUGUUUUAAAAAGUAAAAAAAAUUAAAUUUUAGCUUUUUCUCACCACGUACUAUAUAGUACAAUACUGAAAAAGUUUUCGAAUACCAAGUUUCAAAGAAAAAACUAACGUAAAUGUUUUAAAAUUUACAUAAAAAAAUAAAAUUUUAGGUUUUUAUCAUUACGUACUAUAUAGUACGAUGCUAAAAAAUUCUUAAAACAUCAAAUCCUGAAAAACCAUAAUACUAAACGCUUUAAAAUUAACAAAAGAAAUAAAAUUUUAUCGUUUUUUCUAUUACGUACUAAAUAGUACGAUACUAAAAAAUUUAAAAAAAGACAAUUUUUCAAAAACCAUAGUACGGCACGCUUUAAAAUUUACAAAAAAAAGAUAAUCUAAACGUUUUUUCAUCACGUACUAAAUAGUACGAUACUGAAAAUCAUCUUUCUUCCAAAAUUUAAACUUCCAUUUUCAGCCUCCUCCCAGUUUAUUCCGAAAUCGGCAACCUAAUGUGGGAGAACUACAUUGAUCUGGCAAAAGAGAUGAAUGUCACAAAUUCCGAAUUUCAAAUCCUUAGAGUACUAGCCUUUUUCAUUUUCGUCCCCGGCUUGUCGAAGGAAGGACGAAAGGCUGUGCGCAAAGCACAGGCCUUCUAUAGUAGUGUUCUGUUGGAUGUGAUUCGAACGCAUAAUCCUCAACUUAACGAACAGCAAAUCACUGAAAGAAUCUCGGCUUUAUUGUGUUUGGUACCUAAUCUUGAAGUGAGUUUUAACGAGGUUUUGCUUUAUUCUUUAUGGUUAUAGUUUUAAGCUUAGGCUUCGGUUGAAACUUAGGUUUAGUGGACAUGACUUAGGCCUAAAAAGCUUAGACUUUUAUGAACCUUAUAGCUUAGGCUUAGUAGGCUUAAGCUUAGUAGGUUUAGGCUUAGUAGGUUUAGGCUUAGUAGGCUUAGGCUUAGUCGGCUUAGGCUUAAAAGGGUUAAGCUUAGUAGGCUUAGCCUUAGUAGGUUUAGACUUAGUAGGCUUAACCUUAUUAGGCUUAGGCUUAGUAGGCUUAGGCUUAAUAGGCUUAGGCUUAGUAGGCUUAGGCUUAGUAGGCUUAGGCUUAGUAGGCUUAGGCUUAGUAGGCUUAGGCUUAGUAGGCUUAGGCUUAGUAGGCUUAGGCUUAGUAGGCUUAGGCUUAGUAGGCUUAGGCUUAGUAGGCUUAGGCUUAGUAGGCUUAGGCUUAGUAGGCUUAGUCUUAGUAGGCUUAGGCUUAGUCGGCUUAGGCUUAAAAGGGUUAAGCUUAGUAGGCUUAGCCUUAGUAGGUUUAGGCUUAGUAGGCUUAGCCUUAUUAGGCUUAGGCUUAGUAGGCUUAGGCUUAAUAGGCUUAGGCUUAGUAGGUUUAGGCUUAGUAGGCUUAGGCUUAGUAGGCUUAGGCUUAGUAGGCUUAGGCUUAGUAGGCUUAGGCUAGUAGGUUUAGGCUUAGUAGGCUCAGGCUUGGUAGGCUUAGGCUUAGUAGCCUUAGUCUUAGCAGGCUUAGGCUUAGUAGGCUUAGGCUUAGCCUUGUGGGUUUACGCUUUUCAGACUAAACUUUCAUUUCUUUAGCCCACCUCUCAAAUCGAAGACAAUCACUUCACUGUUAUGACCAUGUUUAAUAUCAGCAACAUGAAAACCAACUUGAUGCACGAGUUUUACAUUCAACGUAAAAUGAGGUCGUAUUGA